AUGCCUACAUCUCAGAUUCAACAAGCUCCUAUAUUUCAGACUCAACAAGCUUCUAUAUUUCAGAAUCAACAAAUGCCUACAUCUCAGAACCAACAAAUACUUAUAUCUCAGAACCAACAAAUAUAUAUGUCUCAGAAUCAACAAAUACAUAUAUUUCAUAACCAACAAAUGUAUACAUCUCAAAACCAACAAACACAAGAGCAUACGUCUCAAAACCAACAAAUACAAGAAAAUAAUAAAGAACAAAUGAUACAGACUAAGAAUAAUUAUUAUAAUCAAGCAAUCGGACAAUUUGAAGAAAAAGACGAAGAAGUAUCAGUGCUAAUUGCAAAAAAACAAAUAUAA
Dentiscutata erythropus is the source of this 345-nucleotide messenger RNA. The record is from the annotation of a GenBank genome assembly. Lineage: Eukaryota; Fungi; Glomeromycota; Glomeromycetes; Diversisporales; Gigasporaceae.